Molecule: messenger RNA, 657 nt
Organism: Lactuca saligna
Lineage: Eukaryota; Viridiplantae; Streptophyta; Magnoliopsida; Asterales; Asteraceae
Source: the annotation of a GenBank genome assembly
AUGUUCGUCAGUAUCGUAUCAAGACUUGAACCCUUCAAUGGACCCCACAUAACCUUCUUUAUAUACCCUUGCUUCUGUCCUCCUCUCCUUCAGUCCCCACCCGAUAUUCCUCCGACGCCGCAGACGGUGUUGCUCAUGGCUGACUCGAAGAAAUACUGUCCGAUUCUAUACAAGAAUCUCUCAUGGUCACCCGAAAUCCAACGCAGAACAGAAUGGAGGAGGUUGAAGGCCCAGCAGCGCCGCCGUUUCCGCCGCAGCAAGAGCCUUGAUGCUUCUUCUGAUAAUUCUGACAUUACUGACGAUGAUAUCAAGGAGCUCACAGCUUGCUUCGAGUUGGGUUUUGGAUUCGAUACGUCUAACGACAUGGAUCCAAAACUAACACAAGCAUUUCCUGCACUUGAGUUGUACGCCGCCGUUAAUCGGCAGUUUAACAACCGGAAUCUGUCGAGAACUUCGUCUACUAACUCCGAUUCUUCUUCUUCUUCUUCUUCUUCUUCUUCUAACUCCAAUGCAUCUUCAAGUCUCAUUGUGGAUCCAAGCGAUGAUCCGGAGAAGGUGAAGAUGAGAUUAAGGCGGUGGGCGCAAGUGGUUGCUUGCUCGAUUCAUCAUGCUUCUAGACAACCUAAAACAGAAGUGGCAGAAUAUACAUCAGAAUAG